ACUUGGACUAAAGACUGGGACGGUUUGCAGCUUGAUCCAACUAGUGCACUUCUGGCAAGAUUUGUGCCUGCCAUGAAGCCCUGUCUCAUCUUCACUCUUCUAAGCACAGCUGGAGUUAUUCUGGCCACAGAUUCUAAAGAUGAUGACCCGAACUUACCAGAAGAUUUUACUAUUCCAUACAUGGUCUAUCUGCAGUCCAGAUCAGAACCCUGUGUGGGGUCUCUUAUUCACCCUGAGUGGGUACUGACAGCUGCCCACUGUCCUUUACCCAUUAAAAUCCGACUGGGAGUUUAUCAACCCAGCAUCAGAAAUAAGAAAGAGCAGAUACGGAAUUACUCAUUGAUUAUCCCUGCCCCUGAGUUCAAGGCACGAUCUCUGGAGAAUGACCUGAUGCUGAUAAAACUGUCCAAGCCUGCUGUACUCAACUCCCAUGUGGGGACCAUAGCCAUAUCUAUGGAGCCCUUAACAUUUAAUGAUUCCUGCUUUAUCCCAACCUGGACUUGGAAUGAAUACAAAAACCUUAGUGACCCUGACAUCCUGACGUGGAUAAACCAGCCUUCUCAUCCCUUCAAUUACUGCAAGAAUGCGGUAGGAAAUAGAAUAGCAGUACACAUCAUGUGUGUGGGAAAACCUUUGAACAUCAUAUCUAAAGUCAAGGAAGUCUCAGCUGCUCCAGCCAUCUGCAAUGGGAGGCUGCAUGGAAUCUUGUGCUGGGACAAAGGAAGUGUCACCCUGGGAAGUGAAGCGUUCUUCACAGAAGUCCAUCACUAUGCAAGAUGGAUCAUGAAAACUAUUAAUACCCACUGAGGCACUCUGUUCCUCUGUCCCCCGGGGAAACAUCUUCAUGAUUUCUGUACUGAAUUCACAACUCUCUUGACCUUUCUUGCUCUUGGAUAGAAUCCAAGUAGAGAACAU
Molecule: messenger RNA, 915 nt
Organism: Lontra canadensis (Northern American river otter)
Lineage: Eukaryota; Metazoa; Chordata; Mammalia; Carnivora; Mustelidae
Product: probable inactive serine protease 58
Exons: 5
Coding region: 73-807 (244 amino acids)
Biological process (GO): proteolysis
Molecular function (GO): serine-type endopeptidase activity
Source: RefSeq, a predicted model, not a curated record